Aspergillus melleus is the source of this 1017-nucleotide messenger RNA. RefSeq lists its product as uncharacterized. NCBI's taxonomy places the organism in Eukaryota, Fungi, Ascomycota, Eurotiomycetes, Eurotiales, Aspergillaceae. The record is from RefSeq and is a predicted model, not a curated record. Bases 1 to 1017 code for a protein of 338 amino acids. Gene Ontology annotation, molecular function: methyltransferase activity. The transcript is spliced from 3 exons.
AUGUUGACCGACCCAUUACUCUCCAGCGUGGCCCUACUUCACGAUAUCCGCCAGUCAGCCGAGCUCCUGGACCUGAGAUCAGGCAUCAUCUCAGGGCUAUUCUCAACGCCCAAGCGGAUGCCAUCCCUUCUCCUCUGGGAUGAUAAAGGGCUGAUGAACUUCGAAGCCUGGACGAAGAGUCCAGCAUACUAUCCCAAAAGCCGGGAGCUCGAAAUACUGCACAACAGCCGGCAUGACAUUGCCCGCGGACUGCCAGACCGCUUUGUCCUGAUUGAGUUGGGCUGCGGAAAUCUUAUCAAAACAGCCGCCAUCCUCUCCGCGCUCGAAAAGGACCGCCAGGAGGUUUAUUACUACGCGCUGGAUGUCUCUUCGGACGCACUAUGCAAGAGCCUGGGUGCUUUGAGAGAGCAAUUAAAGGGUGCUAAGAACAUCCACAUCUCGGGGCUCAUCGGUACCUACGAGGACUGCGCAGACUGGCUCGGAAGUUCGUUACCCGCUGCAACUGUGACUUUCUUGUGGGUUGGCAACAGCAUCGCGAAUUUACGACAGGAGGACGCCAGCAUACUGCUAGGCAAAUUUCGCCAAGCAUGCCGCAAGAUCUCAGUCGAAUGUAACUUCCUGAUCUCAGCAGACGGCUGCGCAGUCGAGGACAGACUUCUGAAAGCAUAUUCCCCCAAUGAGGAGCCAUCGCGAACUUUUCUUUUUCACGGUCUACACCAUGCUAACCAGUUACUUGGACGUGUUGUCUUCGACGAGAAUGACUGGGACUGUAUUUGUGAAUACGAGAAGGAACAGAAUGAGCUGCAUUUCAGUUACGCGCCGAAGCGGCACUUGGAGCUGGAUAUUGGGCCCUCUAGUGUUGGGUUUGCCAAGGACGAGAAAGUGCGCUAUUUCAUGAGUGGAAAAUGGACCCAACAACAGAUGAGUGCGCUUGCUGAGAAUGCGGGCUUUGAAAUUGGGAACGUAUGGAGAGAUGCGCAGGACGAAUAUAGGUUUUAUCUUUUGAAGGGGGUGUGA